Messenger RNA from Didymodactylos carnosus, 3194 nucleotides. Lineage: Eukaryota; Metazoa; Rotifera; Eurotatoria; Philodinida; Philodinidae. The record is from the annotation of a GenBank genome assembly.
AUGUCACGCGCAAUUGACCGAAUGGAAAGAGAUUAUUGGAAAGCGAAAAAAAUGGUGUCAGAUCAAGUAUCAUCAAUAUCUGAUAAAGAAUCAGUUGGUGAUACUGGUACAUCAUCGACUGCGGCACAAUUUAUCGUUAAACGAGAACCAGAUUUAAGUCAAGAUGAAAAAAAAUAUCUAGCCGCUACGGAUAGAGGUGAUAUGGCUAAUGUAAGAAAAUAUUUAGAAUCAUCGGUAUCAAGUGAAAGUGACGUUCAGAUUAAUGUUAAUUGUAUUGAUCCUUUCGGAAGAAGUGCCUUAUUAAUAGCUAUUGAAAAUGAAAAUUUAGAAAUGAUUCAAUUAUUAUUAAGUUAUAAUGUCGAUACUGGAGAAGCAUUGUUACAUGCGAUUGAUGAAGGCUUUGUUGAAGCUAUUAAUUUAUUACUUCAACAUGAUGAUCAAAAACGAAUUGCAGAAGAUAAACUUCUAUAUGAUCAAUGUUUGGACAAGCAACAUCCAUUAUUCGGUUUAGCGCAAGAUGCAUUGGAAAAACAGAGAGACGAUGUUACACAAAAGGUUACUGAACAAUUGAAUCUAAGUACAUCAAGAUCUUAUACUCCCGAUAUCACUCCUAUUAUAUUGGCCGCUCAUCGUGAUAAUUAUGAAAUAAUUCAAAUAUUAUUUAAUCGUGGAGAUUUAGUAUCAAAACCACAUGAUGUACGAUGUAAUUGUGAAAAAUGUUUAAUUUAUAAUAAAGAAGAUAGUUUGAGACAUUCACGUUCACGUAUUAAUGCUUAUAAGGCCUUAUCAAGUCCAUUUUAUAUUUCAAUAUCAAGUGAUGAUCCCAUUCAGGAAGCAUUCAAAUUAAAUCGUGAAUUAAAACGUUUAAGUCGAAUUGAAAAUGAAUUUAAAGAAGAAUAUGAAAAAUUAGCACAACAAUGUCAAGAAUAUUCAGCAGCACUAUUAGCGGAAACACGUAGUUCUAAAGAAUUAGAAAUUAUUCUUAAUUUUGAUAAUGAUAAUCCGCCAGGGUUGUCAGAAAAUGAAAAAAUGAAUUUAAGUCGAUUAAAAAUGGCUAUUAGAUAUAAACAGAAAAAGUUUGUGUCUCAUUCUCAUUGUCAACAAUUACUUGCAUCUUUGUGGUAUGAAGGUUUACCCGGUUUUCGUCGUCGACAUGCAGUCAUCAAAAUUUUAAUUACUGGACUUGUUGGACUCUUAUUUCCAUUAUUAGCUAUUGCUUAUUUAUUGAUGCCUAGAAGUCUAUUGUUAUUUAUUAUAUCACUCAGAAUUGAUUUUGGAAAAUGGUCUGAUAAAGAAGAGGAUAUGAAUGAACGUCGAGGACCACCACCAAAUCCAGUAGAAUUGGCUAUUAUGGUCUAUGUAGCAGGAUUUAUAUGGGCUGAAAUAAAACAAUUAUAUCAAGAAGGUCUCCAUCAGUAUAUGGCUGAUACAUGGAAUCUAUUAGAUUGGAUUACAAAUUGUUUAUACGUUGCCACAAUUAUAUUGCGUGUUAUGGCCUAUAUUAAAGUAAACAAAGAAGAACGAGAUCGUCUAGUGAAAAUGGCCAAGGCAAACAUAACGGCAACAAUAUCUCAUAUUGAUAGAAAAGACUGGGAUCCGUGGGAUCCUACUCUAAUAUCUGAAGGUGUUUUUGCAGCCGCUAAUAUUUUUAGCUCAUUAAAACUAGUUUAUAUUUUUACCAUAAAUCCACAUUUGGGACCAUUACAAAUAUCACUAGGACGAAUGGUUCAUGAUAUUUUAAAAUUUUCUGUAUUAAUUAUGUUAGUUGCAUUUGCAUUUGCAUGUGGUCUUAAUCAAUUAUUUUGGUAUUAUGCACGAAUGAAAAAACGAGAAUGUGCAGCACAAUUAGCACAAUCAGCAUCGGAUGAAUAUUGUGCAAAAGAUAUUUAUAAACAUUUUUCCAACUUGUUUGAAGCAUUGCAAACAUUAUUUUGGGGAACAUUUGGGCUGAUUGAUCUUCAGACAUUCCAGAUACAUAAAAGGCAUACAUUCACAAUGUUCAUUGGACUAUUAAUGUAUGGUGUAUACAGUAGUAUAAUGAUUAUUGUCCUAUUGAAUAUGCUUAUCGCCAUGAUGAGUAACAGUUAUCAAUACAUAGCCAAUCAAACAGAAACAGAAUGGAAAUUUGCUCGUGCUAAAUUGUGGACAAGUUAUUUUGAAGAUGGUGGUACAUUGCCUCCUCCAUUUAAUAUUAUUCCGAGUCCAAAAUCAAUUUACUAUGUUAUCAGAUAUUUAUAUUGGCGAGUAUGUGGAUGUUCAAGACGAGAAUGGAAAAAUAGAUGGCAAAGUCUUAAUAAAAUAAUGACUAAGAUGAACGAACGAAGAACAAAAUAUAGAUGUGUAAUACGUGAGUUAAUUAAACGAUAUACAAUUAAACGUCAACAGAAACAUCAUACGGGAGGUGUAACUGAAGAUGAUUUGGAUGAAAUUAGAAAGGAUAUAUCAGCAUUCAGAUUUGAAUUACUCGAAAUUCUCACCAUGAAUGGAUACAAUAUACAAAUGUCGAAAAAAAAUCCCGGUAAGGCUGUGAAACGUAUUUAUUCAACAGGGAAAAUUGAUUGUGUUUUACAGAGACUAGAAAGUUUGUGCCUGUAGAGAAAUUAUUAGAGCGUAAAACAAAACGUUUGUUGUAUCAGAGUGAAAUUAGCUAUUUGAUGCAUGUAUUACAUUUAGUAUAAAUAAUACAUAAUUUCUAAACUAGUCAAAUCAUUUUAACUUUUUUCUUCUUUAUUAGACCCAAUUAUAACUAUAUGUUGAUAAAUGCGAAAGUUUUUCAGGUUUUAUUCAAAGCAUGUAGUAUGGUUACCAAUUCACAUAGCCAUGAUCAUGAAUGAUUGUGAAACUAUAAAACAGAUUAAAUGUUAAAAGUUGUACAUGCUGUUAUAAGAUAACGGUUAACAAUAUGUCCACACAAUAGCAAAUUAUGUAACGAAAAUAUUCAAUACUAAUCAACGAGUUAAUCAUGAUUAAUAGUAGACCGUCUGAGGGCUAUUCAAAAUUCACUAACUACUUCAAAAAGGUGAAGUCCGCAUAAGAACGGAAAUCGGCCCACUAACAAUAACCGCUGCAAUCGGUCCAAACCUCAUCAGAAUCACAUCCAAUUAUGAUAUUCAAUGAUUUCGACCCUUCCGAGCGCUUUUAGUCGAAUAUACCCGACAGAAUCCACUCGAAAAGGAGCGAUGAUUUAGCACCCA